This is a messenger RNA of Amorphotheca resinae ATCC 22711, 2340 nucleotides long. RefSeq lists its product as hypothetical. The record is from RefSeq and is a predicted model, not a curated record. The transcript has 2 exons. Gene Ontology annotation, molecular function: ribonucleoprotein complex binding; protein binding. Bases 1 to 2340 code for a protein of 779 amino acids. Lineage: Eukaryota; Fungi; Ascomycota; Leotiomycetes; Helotiales; Amorphothecaceae. Gene Ontology annotation, cellular component: PeBoW complex; preribosome, large subunit precursor. Gene Ontology annotation, biological process: maturation of LSU-rRNA from tricistronic rRNA transcript (SSU-rRNA, 5.8S rRNA, LSU-rRNA); ribosome biogenesis.
AUGGCGCCUCCAACGAUCCUUCGAAAGCGCAAAGCCGCGACCCGCGACGUGCCCGAAUCCUCAGAUGUGGAGUCGGAUGCCGAGUUUGGCGAUGGGCUGCUAGAGGGAAUUUUGUCACAGAGUGAGGAUUCUGAAAAUGAUAGUGCUGAGGAGGGGAGCGAAGAAGAGGAAGACGAAGAAGAAGACGAUGAGGAAUUGUCAGGCCUCGAUAGCGACGAAAUACCAUCUGAUGAGGACGAAGAGAUGGAUGAUGAGAAUGGAGGGUUGGUAAAGAACAAUGGGACGAAGGCAGACGAGAAAGAUUCGAACGUCGCGCAACCUGCCGCCGAGGAUGACGAGGAUAAACCAAAUUACAGGGUUACGACGGACGCCAAUGGGGGAGUGAGAUAUGAAUACGAUGAAAUAGACCCUGUCUAUGAUUCCGACGAUUCAGAUGCGCCUGUUACUACUAACACAAUCGGGAAUAUCCCGUUGUCGUUCUACGAUUCCUACCCCCACAUUGGAUAUGACAUCAAUGGCAAGAAGAUUAUGCGGCCUGCGAAGGGGGAGGCACUGGAUGCAUUGUUGGAUAGUAUAGAGGUGCCGAAGGGAUGGACUGGUCUUACGGACCCGGCCACAGGCAAGCCUCUCAACCUAAGCCAGGAGGAACUGGAGAUUCUGCGGAGGAUACAGGCAAAUGAAGUGCCUGAGGAGGGUUAUGACCCAUAUCCCGCUACGGUCGAGUAUUUCACGGGUAUUGAGGAGGUUAUGCCUUUGAGCGCUGCCCCUGAACCAAAACGACGUUUCCUUCCGUCGAAACAUGAAGCGAAGAGAGUAAUGAAGAUUGUCCGUGCCAUACGGGAAGGAAGGAUUUUGCCAUACCGACCUCCGGAAGAACGCGAGGAAGAGGAGGACGAGGAAGUCCACUAUGAUAUCUGGCAAGACGAGCAACCUCGGCCAGAGCAUGUCAUGAACAUUCCAGCACCGAAGAUGGCUCCACCAGGAUAUGAUCUGAGUUACAACCCGCCUCCUGAAUAUCUCCCAACCAAAGCCGAGAAACAAGCUUGGGAGUCGACCGACCCGGAAGACCGAGAGAAAGAAUACUUACCUACCGGAUACGAUUCGCUUCGAAAGGUUCCAGCGUAUGACAGAUUCAUUAAAGAAAGAUUUGAGCGGUCGCUGGAUUUGUACCUGGCACCACGAGUUCGGAAGAAUAGACUUAAUAUUGACCCGGCAUCUCUACUUCCAAAACUGCCACGACCUGAAGAGCUGAAGCCUUUCCCUACGGUUUGCUCUACUCUCUUCCGUGGUCAUGAAGGUCGGGUGCGAAGCUUAGCUCUUGAUCCUUCUGGAACUUGGCUGGCAAGUGGUGGUGAUGAUGGUACAGUGCGUGUUUGGGAAGCAUCAACUGGCAGACAAAUUUGGAGUGCGAAGAUUGGCGACGAAGAUGCGGUUGAUGCCGUUAGAUGGCGACCAGGAAGAGAGGCAGUAAUUCUAUCUGCAGCUGCCGGCGAAGACAUUUACCUCAUUGUCCCCCCUAUAAUGGACCCUGAGACUGAGACGAUCAGCCGAGAGUUGGUGGAUGCAGGAUUUGGAUACGCAACGAACGCAACUCAACCGCUCACAGCAAAUGGUCAACGGAAGGACCCGGUCGCGAAGUGGGCUCGUCCUGGAUCCCGUCUUGAGGACGAAGGCGUCCUGCUCAAGAUUACAGUGCGAACAACAGUCAAGGUCAUUAGCUGGCACCGACGUGGAGAUUUCUUCUCCACGGUUUCCCCGACCGCACAGAGAAGCGCUGUUGCUAUUCAUACUCUCUCGAAGCACCUCACACAAAUUCCUUUCCGCCGUCUUCCAGGUCUUCCUCAGACUGUCCAAUUCCACCCUUCACGCCCUCUCUUCUUUGUUGCUACUCAACGUACAAUCCGAAGCUACGACCUCCAGAAGCAAGAACUUGUCAAGAUCAUUCAACCCGGUGCUCGCUGGAUCUCUUCGUUCGAUAUCCAUCCCGGUGGAGACAAUCUGAUUGUCGGUUCUUAUGAUAGACGUCUAUUGUGGCAUGAUCUCGACCUUUCUACUCGACCCUACAAGACUAUGAGGUUCCAUCAGAAAGCUAUUCGAGCUGUGAAAUACCACAAAGGAGGCUUCCCACUUUUCGCAGAUGCUAGUGAUGAUGGUAGCUUGCAAAUCUUCCAUGGCAAGGUUGUCGGUGAUAUGAUGGAAAAUGCAACGAUUGUGCCAGUGAAGGUUCUCAAGGGUCAUAAGGUGAAGAACGCCUUGGGCGUUAUGGACAUUGAUUGGCAUCCAAGGGAGCCAUGGUGUGUUAGUGCUGGCGCAGAUGGGACUUGUCGUUUGUGGAUGUGA